GGAGUCACUGGAGAGUGCGCGCGUUCGAUGAACUCCUUCAAACUCUUCUGGACCUAUGUGAUCGUUGCAACAACGUAGGGCACGCACAACGGCCUUUCCUUACAAUCCUUGACGACUCCCUGACGGCCAAAAUGGCGCCUAUAACUAGUGAUAACAUCAAGAGAAAGGCAUCUGAGGAUGCCUCCUCCUCCCGGUCCAAAAAAGCAAGGACCGAAUCUCCGUCACUCGAAGACGGUGAUACCGCAAAGCCAGGAAAGGUGAGACAGUCCAUCUUCUACCCUCACCAGAUGCCAUCCUACCGAACCCCAAUUCGGGCACUUUGUGCCUGAUGACAGCAUGUAUCCCAUCCUUGAACAUAUAUAUCAAGCCUACUCAGCAGUAUCCGAUACUUGGUUCGUUUCCGCCCGGUGAGGACUUGUAACGCGUUCCGACCAACGCGUCUACCCACUCGGAUCUUACCUUGUGCUUUGCUUGUCCGGGGCAUGAGCUUCUCGCGUGCCGCGGAAUUUAUGCUGCGAUGAUGUCCAAUCUAGCAGAACCGCAUGUUAACGAGUUCUAUGCGCAGUCUGCAUCCGACCCCCCGAUCACACCUACGCCUGUCGAUUUUCCCGAGAAGCCGGCCGUUGUUGAAGAAAACCAGGGUCUGAUUGAGUUCAGAGUGGUGAACAAUGACAAUUCAAGAGAAAGUAAUAUCAUCUUGACGGGCCUGAAAUGUAUUUUUCAGAAACAAUUGCCCAAGAUGCCGAAAGAUUAUAUUGCUCGCCUGGUCUAUGACAAGACACAUCUGUCUAUCGCGAUCGUUAAGCAACCACUUGAAGUAGUGGGCGGGAUUACAUACAGACCAUUCGCUUCCCGCAAAUUCGCCGAGAUUGUGUUCUGUGCGAUCUCGUCAGAUCAACAAGUCAAAGGCUACGGAGCACAUCUCAUGGCUCACCUGAAGGAUUAUGUUAAAGCCACUUCUCCUAUUAUGUACUUCCUUACAUAUGCCGACAAUUACGCCAUUGGCUAUUUCAAGAAACAAGGCUUUACAAAAGAGAUCACGUUGGACAGAUCAAUCUGGAUGGGAUAUAUCAAGGACUAUGAGGGUGGCACAAUCAUGCAAUGUAGCAUGCUUCCAAAGAUCCGCUAUCUUCAAGUUCCUCGGAUGCUUCAGAAGCAGAAAGAGGCGGUCAUGGCCAAGAUCAGAGCCGUCAGCAAGUCUCACAUUGUGCAUCCUCCUCCAGCCGCUUGGAAGAAUGGGAUUUGUGAGAUUGACCCGAUGUCCAUUCCAGCAAUUAAAGAAUCAGGCUGGUCUCCUUCCAUGGAUGAGCUUUCGCGGCAACCUCGCCAUGGUCCGAACUACAAUCAACUUCUUCACUUGCUCAACGAUAUGCAAAAUCACACAUCUGCGUGGCCAUUUGCUCAACCAGUCAACAAGGACGAAGUGCCAGACUACUACGAGGUGAUCAAAGAGCCUAUGGACCUGUCGACCAUGGAGGAACGCCUGCAGAAUGAUCUAUAUCCGAGACCGGAAGAUUUCAUCAAGGAUGCGAAACUCAUCUUCGACAACUGUCGUCGCUACAAUAAUGAAACCACGCCAUAUGCAAAGAGUGCGAACAAAUUGGAGAAGUUCAUGUGGCAGCAAAUCAAGAACAUCCCCGAGUGGUCGCACCUGGCUGAAUAGGAGGCGUGUCGGUGAACACGACUCUGAACAUUACUCUUACAUUGCAUUUCUUUUGAUGAUCAUUGGAAGGCGUUGGGUUGUAUGAACUGGGGGUGGUUAUCAUUGGGAGGGGUUGGCAGGCUGGUUUUCUAUCGUGAUACCCCAAAGGCAUGCAUGACCGGGCGAUGCGAGCAUAGCGACGAAGAUAUGAAACGUAUAACGAAUCAUUCACUGGCAUACAUGAAAAGCAGUUAUGGGCAAGAUUAUCUGACAAUGGUACUCUUGUAUUUGCGCGAGCUGUUG
Messenger RNA from Exophiala xenobiotica, 1945 nucleotides. RefSeq lists its product as hypothetical. The coding region runs from base 518 to 1663 and encodes 381 amino acids. Gene Ontology annotation, cellular component: histone acetyltransferase complex. The transcript has 3 exons. Gene Ontology annotation, biological process: positive regulation of transcription by RNA polymerase II; chromatin remodeling. Gene Ontology annotation, molecular function: histone H3 acetyltransferase activity; protein binding. Lineage: Eukaryota; Fungi; Ascomycota; Eurotiomycetes; Chaetothyriales; Herpotrichiellaceae. The record is from RefSeq and is a predicted model, not a curated record.